ACCAAAAUUUAGCGAGCUCGAAAACAAAACCUCUAGCUUUCCCUCCAUUCUCCCCCCAAAACCAUCCCAAAUCCAAAUCCACUUCCUCAAAACCCGAACCCGUUAUCUGUCAUGCUCUGAAACCAGCAUCAUCCGGCUGAAGAUGGAUCUGGCGGCAGUGACGACGGCGGCGGAGGAAUCCGAUCCACAAAAAGAUGGCGGAGCUCCGGGCGGCGUGCCAGACAGAGAUCCGGAUCCGGCGACAAAGAUCCGAACUCUCUGCGAGCUCGUUUCGUGAUUCUCUGCGCUUGAUCAGGUCCAAAGUUGAGGCGAACUUGGAGAACCGAGAUAAACUUGCUAAGUUGAAAGGUUACCUGAGACAAUUGGAGACUGAUCUCAAUGAUGUCCUAUCAGUGAGGACUUGCAAGGAAGCCAAGCACACAGCUAUAGCUAAAUCCAUCUCUGCUGCAGUAGCCAGAACUGAGCAACUUGAAAAGAAAGUUCAAGAUCAAAGGGCGAGGAAAGAUGAAUAUGCUGCAUUAGUUGCACAACAGCUUCUGAUUUCAGGAGCUCUGGAAGAAAAGAGCGAUGAGUAUAUGACUGAAACAAAAAACAUUGAGGAAGCUAUCAUGUGGUAUAAAAGGGUUCUUGGCUUCAGGACAGAAGGAGGUGAAGGGGUCAAAUUCAUCUUCAACAACAUUGACCUGAAAAAUGCAGAUAAAGAGUAUGCAUUUACCAUAAGGCUUGAUGGCGAUAUAUACAAGUUGAUGAGCUGUGAUCCUUGCGUGGAAAAUGUCAAUGACUUGAUUACCGGUUUGAAUAAAACUAAUGACCUUUUCAAGUUUGUGAGAAUUUUGAGACAGAAUUUUCAAGCUGCUGCAUUGAAUGAAACUUUACCUACGAAAUCAUCUUUCCUUCAAGAAUCAAUUUCAAUAACAAUUUCAUCUCCACCACCAAUCUCAGUGGAUAGCAGGAAAGAAACACCACUAAAGGAAAAUAUUCCUCGUUCUCAACCUAAAAAACCUCGCCUUAAAUCGAAUCAGAGGCUCAUCUCUGGGCAGGAUUCAGCUCCAUCUCCACAGUCCAUAUCAAAUCGCCGCCGCUCCCCACGUUUUGCGCGACGGUACAUACUGUUUGCUGCUGCUGCUGUUUAUGGGCCAUUGCUCGUGGUGGUGACUCAGAUUGUAGCAGCAACAGCUGCUUGUAUUGCUAUGUUGACGACUCAAAAUGCACCACAAAAAAUGAAAAGGGUGGAGCUUCAACUGAAGUAACACUUGGAAGAAAAGAGGAGAAAAAGAGGAAAGACCUCUCUUUUGUUGGACCUUUUCUAGUAACCCCUUCUCCAAGCGAAAAGAAAACAAAAUGACUCGCCUUCAACAAAUGUUGAGUUUUGUUCAAAUGUGCUUCUUA
Asparagus officinalis (garden asparagus) is the source of this 1389-nucleotide messenger RNA. RefSeq names its product probable kinetochore protein SPC25. Gene Ontology annotation, cellular component: Ndc80 complex. NCBI's taxonomy places the organism in Eukaryota, Viridiplantae, Streptophyta, Magnoliopsida, Asparagales, Asparagaceae. Bases 195 to 1250 code for a protein of 351 amino acids. The record is from RefSeq and is a predicted model, not a curated record. Gene Ontology annotation, biological process: chromosome segregation. The transcript has 8 exons.